Messenger RNA from Achroia grisella, 1455 nucleotides. RefSeq lists its product as uncharacterized. The transcript has 6 exons. The record is from RefSeq and is a predicted model, not a curated record. Lineage: Eukaryota; Metazoa; Arthropoda; Insecta; Lepidoptera; Pyralidae. Bases 1 to 1455 code for a protein of 484 amino acids.
AUGCAAAGAACAGACCGUUGGCCCGAGGAAUUCGACCCAGAAGCAUCCAGAAGCAGGCCCGGCUCCAGAAGGAACUCCACGUCUCAAUCGAGAAGGAACAGCGUGAAGAAAGAGAAGGAAGUUAAGAAGAAAUCACCAAACGCAACGCCGACCAGCAAUGCUACGCCAAAGAAAGUGACCAAACCUCAAAACCUGGAUUUUGUUGUUACUGGCAAGCAAUGCACCAAAAGCAGAUCAGAUCGCGCCAACUCUCUGCCUGGGUACAACAGACGACCCUCCGCGGAAUCCAUCAGGACUAAGAGGUCAUUCGAGUCCCCAAAACGCGUGGUGGACUCCCAGUCCUCCAAGAGCAGAGAGACCUCCUUGGAAGACGACGUUUCUUUGGAUUUGUCUCAAGUUUCAGAUUUCGAAGAUACCAACUCUAAAUAUGGUAUAACUCAGAAGAUCACGGCGCUGGCCACCUCCACGCCCAAAGCGAAGCCCAGGAGUGGUUCCCUGCAGAACCAGCUGCAUUCCCAGCGAGUUGAGUCUAGAAGAGCGCAGAAGGUGGAUACGAAGAGCAGAGACAGCAUCUGCAGCCGGGAGAGUCUGUACAAGACUUCUUCAUCAGCAAGUCCAUAUAGGUACGGAGUAAGCACCGAGCUGGACUAUUCGUCAGUGUCUCCGGAGUACUCUGGGCAGUCUUCCACGGAGGUGUCCCCGCGGGUGUCCAGGCUCACUGAUACUGCUGUCACGCCUCGCAGUCAGGGGAUGACCGUCUCCAGCUGCUGCGCUGGCAGCUGGCAGGAUUGCAGCGAGAUGGAGCACACAGCAGUCGAGGGUCGAGCUGACGGGGAAUGGAACAACUUCUGGGCGAAUUACAACAACUCCAUAGCCAAGGUCCCCAUGAAGAACUACUACGACCAGUGCCCCACGCCGUAUAGGACGGAGAACAUCGAUUUGGCUGAUUUGGAAUUCUCAGGAGAUGGCUCCAGGAAACGCUCUCCAGAUAACAUUGAAGACAUAAAUUAUAUAAUACGAAACGAAGGUUUGCGUCUAACGCCACGAGAGACGCAAAACAUAAUAAAAUGUGCCCACAUACUCGGCAACGUGCUAAGUAAAGCCAUCGAGAGACGAUGCCGAGAGAAAGACACCAAAAUACAAGAAGUCAAAUCCGAAAUAGACGAUCCAGAUCGCGAAAUUAAAAAGAAAACGAUGACACUAGACUUGAAAGAGACGAACGUACCCGUAAACGCCAGUGAGGAAAAGAGAAGCGAGACUGCCACGACUCAAACUGACAUUUCGCUGCCAAAUACGAAAAGCGCGCCAAGAAUAUUCGAAAAGAUUCUCAGACAGCUGUCAAGGACGUCUCUGGAGGAAACCACAGAUAAUAAAACCGGUGAAAACAAAACUAGUGAGGAGAAAGUGGUUGUCGAUAACAAGGAAGACGUAAAAGAGGUUCAGAAAGAAAAUUAA